This is a messenger RNA of Ziziphus jujuba (common jujube), 1656 nucleotides long. RefSeq names its product basic leucine zipper 23. The record is from RefSeq and is a predicted model, not a curated record. Gene Ontology annotation, molecular function: RNA polymerase II cis-regulatory region sequence-specific DNA binding; DNA-binding transcription factor activity, RNA polymerase II-specific. NCBI's taxonomy places the organism in Eukaryota, Viridiplantae, Streptophyta, Magnoliopsida, Rosales, Rhamnaceae. Bases 495 to 1289 code for a protein of 264 amino acids. Gene Ontology annotation, biological process: DNA-templated transcription; regulation of transcription by RNA polymerase II. The transcript is spliced from 2 exons.
AAAAAUCCCACUGCUUCAAAUAAAGAAUUUCAGAAUUCUGCUUCCCUAUCUCAACCUAUUCGUUUCUUGCUUUUUUCCCUCUUCUGAUUCUUCACUAAAGUUGGUGCUUUUUUAUGUUCUGUCAUCUUGCUCCACUUGAACUCUGGAUUCUCUCCAGCAGUUUAAUGGUUUCAGCAUCAUAAUCUUGCAUUUAUGCUUCAUUUUAUCUUCUUUUAAAGAUUGCCCUUGUUUUUUGUCAUCUGGGUAUUCUUUAGAUUGCCCAAAAGCCCUGGUUUUUCAUUCAUAAACCUUUCAGAGUUAAGCUUUAGGGCUUUUCUAUCCUUAUUGGUCCCCCAAAGUCUAGUGGGUUUUGGUUGAAAUACUCACUGAUUGUGAAAUUUGGUUGUGUUAGAAAGAUUUAGUUUUUCAAUUGUGGUAGAGCUUACGGGAUUUGGGUAUUGCAGAUAUGUUAUUUCUCGUGGUGUUGGAAUGAAAAUAUUUCUUAUCUGAAUAAAAUGAAUGGAAACAUGGAUGAUGGGGAGGUAGAGACUUCAGAAAAUGCUAUAUUACAAAUUCCUACUUCUUCCAGAAAUUUACAGGAUUCAGCCUCGGUAGAUUCAUUUAUUGAUGAUAUUUUGAAGAACACCCGAACAUGCACUCACACACACACCUGCAACCCACCGGGCCCUGAUUCAACCCAUACACAUACUUGCUAUCACACACAUACUCAAGUUCUUGCAUCCGAAGAUGAUGAUCACACACUCAAUAAAGAGAAUUCUGGUUCAAAACCGAGAAAGCCUUCAGGCAACAGAGAAGCAGUUCGAAAAUAUAGGGAGAAAAAGAAGGCACACACGGCUUAUUUGGAAGAGGAAGUUAAGAAAUUGCGGCUGCUGAACCAGCAACUUGUUAGGAAAUUGCAAGGGCAGGCAGUUCUUGAAGCAGAGGUCUUAAGGUUGAGAAGUCUUUUGGUAGACCUUAGAGGAAAGAUUGAUAAUGAGUUGGGUUUCUUUCCUUACCAAAAGCAAUGUAACGGUACUACUCUUUUCAAGGAUGGUGACUGUGGACUGCAGUCUACUAGUGAGGUAAUUGGCCAACGUUGUCAGACCAAUUUGCCAUGUUUGCAUCCACAUCUUGGUUCAACAUUGCAGGCAAAUAUCAACGAAAGUGAGAAAACAACAGCAUCCUGGAAAGGGAACUGUCAGCCUGCCUUAAUUGAUUGCGGAGUUGAUAGAAAUGAGAUGCCUUGUGCUGAAGGACAAGCCAUGGACAUGGUGGAAACCUUAGUUUCAUCUGCGACACAAACAGAAUAAUAUGUGACUCAGAUAUACUCUGUAAGGUUCUGGUAUAUUUAUAAAUUACUGUAUUGUUAAUCUACCUAAGUCAAUGUUGUAUAGGAGGUCGGAUAUAACACCCUUUAGCAAAGAGUGUUACUUUGAGUAUCUGUAAAAAUCGAGAGUAAUUGAAGUAUCUGCAUGUAGAACCCUUUUCUGGUAACAAGUAUUUAGCUCAUAGAGUUAAAAAGUUGAGGAUACAAGUUCUAGUGUUUGUAUCUAUAAAUAAUAUGAAUCAGACUGUAAAUAAGUUUUCACUCACUUUGGUUUUCUGAGGUAAUUUGGUCAAAUUAAGUGUUACUUUGAGUAAGUUGAAUCAGUAUUUGUAUAAGAUUUCCUUUCUUUA